AUGCACAACAAGAAUGGUAGGAACGGGGAGUGUCCACUAGAUGUCAGUAAUGUGACUACUGAGGCUGUAGCCACAGAGCACAGACUUCAUUACGACUCUUUGCAUAAACGCGAAAACCAACAAGGCCUCGAAAUGGUGAUCAUGUCGGGCACAGCCACAGUGCUGCAGCAGUUUGUCACUGGACUGAAGAGUCGAAGUGAGGACACCAGGGCCAAAUCUGCCAAAGACCUACAGCAUUAUGUGACCACGGAGCUCAGAGAGUUGAGCCAAGAUGAAGCCACAACCUUCUAUGAUGAGUUGAAUCAUCACAUCUUUGAGCUGGUCUCCAGCUCAGAUGUAAAUGAGAAGAAAGGAGGGAUUCUCGCUAUAGUAAGCCUAAUUGGAGUUGAGGGCGGCAAUGCCACCAGGAUCAGCCGCUUUGCCAACUACCUGCGUAACCUGCUGCCCUCUAGUGACCCAGUGGUGAUGGAGAUGGCCUCUAAAGCCAUGGGUCACUUGUCUAUGGCAGGGGACACCUUCACUGCAGAGUACGUUGAGUUUGAAGUGAAGAGGGCUCUUGAAUGGCUGGGAGCGGACAGGAAUGAGGGCAGGCGCCACGCGUCUGUGUUGGUGUUGAGAGAGCUGGCUGUGAGCGCUCCCACCUUCUUCUUUCAGCAAGUGCAACCGUUCUUUGACAACAUAUUCUAUGCGGUUUGGGACCAAAAACAGGCAAUCCGUGAAGGAGCGGUGUCUGCGCUCAGAGCCUCUCUCAUCCUCACUACUCAGAGGGAGACCAAGGAGAUGCAGAAACCACAGUGGUAUAAACAAACAUUUGAAGAGGCAGAAAAAGGUUUUGAUGAAACAUUAGCCAAAGAGAAAGGGAUGAAUCGUGACGACAGGGUCCAUGGCGCUCUGCUGAUUCUGAAUGAGCUUGUUCGCAUCAGCAGCAUGGAGGGAGAGCGUAUGCGGGAGGAGAUGGAAGAAAUCACCCAACAACAACUUGUUCAUGAUAAAUACUGCAAAGAGCUGAUGGGUUUUGGGACCAAGCCACGCCAUAUCACCCCGUUCACCAGUUUCCAGUCCGUGCAGCCGCAGCAGUCUAAUGCGCUGCUGGGUCUUCUGGGGUACAGCACUCCUCAGGGCUUUCUGAGCUUUGGAGCCACACCUGCCCCAGCCAAGAGCUCGCUGGUGGAGAGCCGAUACUGCAGAGAGCUCAUGGAGGAGAGAUUUGACGAGGUUUGCCGAUGGGUGCUAAAGUACAGGACCAGUAAAAAUCCACUGAUCCAGAUGACAAUUCUCAAUCUUCUCCCACGCUUAGCUGCUUUUCAGGCUCACAUUUUCACAGAUCAAUACUUGUCAGACACGAUGGGCUACCUUCUGGGCUGUCUUAAGAAGGAGAAGGAGAGGACAGCUGCUUUUCAGGCUCUGGGACUUCUGGUUGUGGCUGUGAGAGCAGACAUCCAACCAUAUUUGUCCAAGAUUCUAGAGAUCAUCAAGGCUGCUCUUCCUCCUAAAGAUUUUGCUCACAAGAGGCAGAAAACUAUGCAAGUAGAUGCAACAGUGUUUACUUGCAUAAGCAUGUUGUCCAGAGCCAUGGGACCUAGUAUACAACCGGAAAUCAAGGAGCUAUUAGAGCCCAUGCUUGCUGUAGGACUAAGCCCUGCCUUGACUUCAGUGUUGUACGACCUCAGCCGUCAAAUCCCUCAGCUCAAGAAGGACAUCCAGGAUGGUUUGUUGAAGAUGCUGUCGCUGGUGCUGAUGCACAAGCCUCUGCGUCACCCUGGCAUGCCCAAAGGCCUGGCACACCAGCUGGCCUCCCCAAGCCUCACCAACAUACCUGAAGCCAGUGAUGUGGGCAGCAUUACUCUUGCGCUGCGUACGCUUGGGAGCUUUGAAUUUGAAGGACACUCUUUGACACAGUUUGUUCGACAUUGUGCUGACCACUUCCUGAACAGUGAGCACAAGGAGGUCAGGAUGGAGGCUGCACGGACCUGCUCCCGCCUCCUCACCCCCUCCAUCCACCUCAUCAAUGGACACGUCGUCAGUCAAACCGCUGUGCAGGUGGUGGCAGAUGUGCUCAGUAAACUGCUGGUUGUUGGCAUUACAGACCCAGAUCCAGAUAUACGAUAUUGCGUCCUGGCAUCCCUCGAUGAGCGUUUUGAUGCACACCUUGCCCAGGCUGAAAACCUGCAAGCUCUGUUUGUGGCGCUGAAUGAUGAGGUGUUUGAGAUUAGAGAACUGGCCAUUUGCACAAUUGGACGCCUCAGCAGCAUGAAUCCUGCAUUUGUCAUGCCCUUUCUGCGCAAGAUGCUUAUACAGAUUUUGACUGAGUUGGAGCACAGCGGUGUGGGGAGAAACAAGGAGCAGAGUGCAAGAAUGCUUGGCCACCUGGUGUCAAAUGCUCCUCGGCUCAUACGCCCAUAUAUGGAGCCCAUCUUAAAGGCCCUUAUUUUGAAAUUGAAAGAUCCAGAUCCUAAUCCUGGUGUGGUCAUAAGUGUUCUUGCCACUAUUGGCGAGCUGGCACAGGUGAGUGGUCUCGAAAUGCGGAAGUGGAUGGAUGAGCUGUUCCCCAUCAUCAUGGACAUGCUCCAGGAUUCCUCCUCACUGGCCAAGAGACAGGUGGCACUGUGGACCCUGGGCCAACAGGUUGCCAGCACAGGUUAUGUGGUGGAGCCCUACCGCAAGUACCCUUCCCUUCUGGAGGUCCUGCUCAACUUCCUCAAAACUGAACAGAACCAGGGCAUCCGCAGAGAGGCCAUCCGUGUGCUGGGCCUCCUGGGUGCUCUGGAUCCCUACAAGCACAAGGUCAACAUUGGCAUGAUUGACCAGUCCCGAGAUGCCUCUGCCGUCAGCCUUUCAGAGUCCAAGUCCAGUCAGGAUUCUGCGGAUUACAGUACGAGUGAGAUGCUGGUGAACAUGGGAAACCUUCCCCUGGAUGAGUUCUACCCUGCGGUGGCUAUUGUAACUCUGAUGCGGAUCCUGAGGGACCCCUCCUUGUCCAACCACCACACAAUGGUGGUCCAGGCCGUCACCUUCAUAUUCAAGUCUCUGGGGCUCAAGUGUGUCCAGUUCCUGCCACAGGUCAUGCCCACUUUCCUCAACGUCAUCAGAGUGUGUGAUGCCAGCAUCAGAGAGUUCCUGUUCCAGCAGAUGGGCAUGGUGGUGUGCUUUGUCAAAAUCCACAUCCGACCUUACAUGGACGACAUCUUUACGCUAAUUAGAGAAUACUGGACCCCCAACAACCCCAUGCAGAACACCAUCAUCCUCCUGAUUGAGCAGAUAGUGGUGGCUCUUGGGGGGGAAUUCAAGCUCUACUUACCCCAGCUCAUCCCACACAUGCUCCGGGUCUUUAUGCACGACAACAGCACUGGACGGAGUGUAACUAUAAAGCUGCUCAAUGCCAUUCAACUGUUUGGAGCCAAUCUGGAUGACUACCUUCACCUGCUGCUACCUCCAAUUGUAAAGCUGUUUGAUGCUCCUGAUGUGCCCCUGCAGGCCCGAAAGGUUGCUUUGGAAACACUGGACCGACUAACUGACUCCUUGGACUUCACUGACUACGCUUCACGUAUUAUCCACCCAAUCGUCAGGGCGCUGGACACAACACCCGAUCUCCGAUCCACCUCCAUGGACACUCUGUCCAGUCUAGUGUUCCAGCUGGGAAAGAAGUACCAGAUCUUUAUCCCCAUGGUCAACAAAGUGAUGCUCAAGCACAGAAUCAACCACCAGCGCUACGACAUCCUGAUAUGUCGCAUUGUAAAGGGCUACACUCUGGCAGAAGAGGAAGAGGACCCUCUAAUCUUCCAGAAUCGCCAUCUCCGCAAUAACCAUGGCGAUGCUCUGGUCAGCGGGCCUGUGGAGGCGGGGCCGAUGAAGAAGCUUCACGUCAGCACCACAGCCCUGCAGAAGGCCUGGGGCGCAGCCAGAAAAGUGUCCAAGGACGACUGGCUGGAGUGGCUGCGUCGUUUGAGCGUCGUCCUGCUCAAAGAAUCCUCCUCUCCCGCUCUGCGCUCCUGCUGGUCACUGGCACAGACCUACAUACCCCUCGCUAGAGACCUGUUCAAUGCAGCGUUCUUGUCGUGUUGGUCGGAGCUGAGCGAGGACCAGCAGGAUGAGCUGAUCCGCAGCAUUGAGCUUGCACUAACAUCGCAGGACAUCGCAGAAGUCACCCAGACACUGCUCAACUUGGCCGAGUUCAUGGAGCAUAGUGACAAGGGGCCCUUGCCACUGCGAGAUGAUAAUGGAAUUGUGCUGCUGGGAGAGAGAGCUGCUAAGUGUCGUGCCUACGCCAAAGCUUUGCACUACAAAGAACUGGAGUUUCAGAAAGGACCAUCGCCUCUGAUCCUGGAGUCCCUCAUUAGGUAG
Messenger RNA from Knipowitschia caucasica, 4341 nucleotides. Lineage: Eukaryota; Metazoa; Chordata; Actinopteri; Gobiiformes; Gobiidae. The record is from the annotation of a GenBank genome assembly.